Serpula lacrymans var. lacrymans S7.9 is the source of this 231-nucleotide messenger RNA. RefSeq lists its product as uncharacterized. The transcript has a single exon. Lineage: Eukaryota; Fungi; Basidiomycota; Agaricomycetes; Boletales; Serpulaceae. The record is from RefSeq and is a predicted model, not a curated record. Bases 1 to 231 code for a protein of 76 amino acids.
AUGAGGGUAGUACCCACGGUCAAUAUUAGCUGUGUGAAACCCUACAAAGGGCUGCUGCCGCGACAGUAUGUGGACUGGCCUGAACUGGUUGUAGUCACCCAGGAAGGUGAAGAAGAAUUUGAGGUUAAACGGGUGGUGGAUGCAUGCUUGAAGUGUGGAAAAUUAGAGUUCCUAGUCCUAUGGAAGGGCUAUGGAGAUGAAGACAGAAUGUGGAAACCAAAAGCCCGUUAG